Messenger RNA from Metopolophium dirhodum (rose-grain aphid), 7796 nucleotides. It is a transcript of the gene dtn, whose product is annotated as transmembrane protein 132B. The transcript has 10 exons. The coding region runs from base 850 to 4944 and encodes 1364 amino acids. The record is from RefSeq and is a predicted model, not a curated record. Lineage: Eukaryota; Metazoa; Arthropoda; Insecta; Hemiptera; Aphididae.
GAGCGGCGGCAGUGUGUAAUUCGCCCCGCGACGACUAGCGCGCGCGUUUCCCCCGCGUGACUCUACGUAUAGUAGUUGUGCUCUUCGCGCGCACACCACUACCACAACUAUUACUAUUACUACUACUACUACUACUACUACAACAAUAACAACAACUGUUACUACCACUACCAUAUUAUUAUAUCUAUAUAGCGCUGCCGGUAACCGGCCCGCCGCAGAUCAGUCUACUACCGUAAGUCGGCCGGUGUGUGCGUGUCCGCGCGUGCGAUUCGUCGAGCGGCAAAAUACAGGAAAAAAAUAUAACAAUUUCAAAAUCGAACUGACUUCACCGAUAUCGGGAGACGCGACCCGCGUGUGGCGUUUGCAUGUUAGCGGCGCAUUUGAUUUCAGCCUUAUCUUAUCGCAGGUACGCGUAUCGUCGUCGUCAUCGUUAUUACUUAUUGCUAUUAAGUAUUAAUUAUUAUCGAUUAAAUUAUAAUUGGUUUUUUUAACUAUAUUAUGGUUGUAUAGAAAUCAAAGGUGAUCGGUUUUAAUUUUUUUUUACCGCCUCUUAUCAUCUCGCCGCCCGAUUAUAACGCCUUCGUUUAAUAUCGUUAUUAUUAAAACUGUUGUUGUCCUCGUCCGUCAAUCGUUCUUUAUUUCUUUUCGAUCUCUAUAAAUCAUCGUCGCAGAUCGCUGAUUGUUGUAUACCGUUGGAUGAUGGCCGUUCGGCCGCCGGCGCCGCGCAAACCGCCGGCGUAAAGCCGGAACGAGAGUUUCGCCAAAGUCGAGUCACUCCAACCCCCCGCCCACGCACCGUGGGACCAAGUUGGGUGAGAAGAAAUCGCAACAGAGUUACACCUUCACACGAUGAACACGGCGGCGGCGGUAGUGAUUUGGGUGCUGCUUCUGCACUCGGCCACGAUCGGUUUCGUGACUCCUGUCGAGGUGCAUUUCGACAACCCAGACGGAGGAUUCUUCGUCCGGCACCCGAUUGGUGGCGGUCCCGGCAAUAACCGUCAGCAGCAACAGCAAAUGGGCGUUGGCAGCGAGGAUGACGACGGCGAGGACGACGUCGGCGGUGGUGCCGUGCUCAGCGUGGACAGGUUCACCGUGUUGCAGGACGUACCGCAGACGUCGAUCAGGGCCAGUUAUGGGCCGUUCUCUACCAAGCAAACGGUACCGUCGCGUUACCUGAUACCAGAUCCGAACUCGGCCGGUAUGUCCGGCGGCGUUAACGGUUCCGGUUCGUCAGUCGGCUACUCAUCGGCCGUGGACAUAUCGUCGAUGGACGUGUCCGCACACCUGGUGCAGAGGCGCGUGUACCGCGAGAACCCGGUGGUCCGGACGCUGUUCCACGUCGGCUACAGCGUGGUCAGGUCGCAGUCUGCCGGUUCCGGUCCUCCGCCUCCGAUGCCGCUGUCCGCCGCGGACGCGGCCGGCGGUGGUUCUGCGCGGUCGGCCUCUGGCUCGUCGUCGUACGGUAAACUGUGCGCGGUGGCCAAGGCCACGUUCGAGGGAGCUGAGCGGCCGGUCACUGCCGCGUGCAAGCCCGACCCCAAGGACGGCGUUUGCACCGCUCGGCUGGUGUUGCCGGCCAAAUGGUGGCCGCCGCUGAACCCACCGGACGCCAAGCCGGUCAAGACGCCGCAGCGGUACGUACAGAUCUCUUACGCGCUGCUCGAGUCCGACCACCGGUGCAGUCAGUCGGACGUGCAGCUCCAGCCGUUCACUUACAUCGGACAGGCGGCCCUGGAACACGCCCAACGCCCGUACAAGGAGCUCAAGACGGACGCGUACCUGUUGACUCUCGUCCCGUCCGUUCCGCUCUAUCCCAAGUCGUUCACGUACGUGCCCGUGUUUUUCGACGCCGGACCCAAGGAGCAGAACAUCAAAGGAUUUAUUCUCAGGGCCAAAGUGAAGAACGGACUGCGGGUGUUGAGUGCAGAAAACAGCGACCCGGAACGAUGGACAAUCAACUACACAUCGAACCCGAGGGGCACUCAGAUCACGGUGACGGCUGUGCACAAGGGUCUGCCCACGGCCGCCGGGGCUACGUGGCCGAAUUCUCGGUACGAGGAGGUGUUGCAGUGGUUGCUGCAGGUGGACUCGGAGGCGGAGGACGUGUGGGAGGAGGGCCGGGUAGUUUGGACCGUGCAGUACGUUAUGGAGGCGGCGGGUAACGUGACCAACUGGACGUCGGCCGCAGCCGUUCAGGGAGGCCAGCCCAAGGUUGACCGUCACCGCGCCGCGUACAAACAUCACCGGCGGCAGGCAGCCGUACUGGCCGGACGGAGGAGGACGGCCCGGCUAUCCGGGGCCGCGACCAAGAUGCUCUACCUGGACGGCGUCAACGGCGUGUUGGACGGCGUCAAGCGCAAGAUUUCCGCCCGGUUCGAGAUACACAAGGACGACACCGAAGCUGUACUUCCCAUAUCCAAGAACUGGGAAAUAAUCAACACGGCCGUAUUGACCGGAAAGCAGAUAUCGCAUGCGAUGAAAGUGUUCGUGGUCAGCUACGCGGGCAAAAUAUCCGACGUCACCCGACAGUCCGUGUGUCAGAUAGAGGACGACAGCGUGCUUAAGGUCACGUCUUCGUGCAGUUCGGUGUACGUGGACGGAUCGGAAAUCCGGGGAUCGUCCAAUGCUACGGUAAUCGUCAAGUACGAAACGUAUACAGGCACGGCGCAUUUCAUCGUGUGGGUGCCAGAAAUCAAUGAAAUGGACCUAACCAUUGCUGACCAGAAACUGAACCAGAUCAAAGGCUGGCGGGUACCGGUGAGCCUAGAAGCCGAUGACGACAUGGACGAUUACGUCAACAAGUUGAAAAGGUCCGCAGAGGGCAAAGGUGGUGCUCACAUGAAAUCACCGAUGCCGGACGGUGAUUUCCGGUUGAACGAAAUGAUCACCGAGGAUAUGGUUGCCGAUGCCUACGACAGAAAGACCAGCUGCCAGUUGAGAUUUCAACAGACGUCGGUCGAGAUAUACGCCAGGUUCAAGGCGACGGACCACGACUCGGGCCGGGUGAGCUACUUCGUCAACCGUCGGACGUGGCUAAAGGUGACCGAUCUACUACUGCACUACCUGCGGUCUUCGGACCCGCGGGUUGCGUCCAUCACGGGUCAGAUCGUGCGCGGACACAACCCGGGCCGGACAGAGGUGCAGGUGAUCUCGGCGCUGUCUGGGCACGUGCUCGUGUCGAAGGAGAUCCGGGUGGUCAGCGACAAGGUGAGCGUGGCCCGGUUGGCAGUGAACGUCGUGUCCGGGUUGCAGUUGAACAUCCGGCCGGACGCGGCCGUGGACAACAACUACAUUGCCGAGACGUCCGUGACCAGAAAGCUGACGGCCAAGUACCAGGAGGGCCUGCUGGACAUCGACCUGUGGUUCACGGACGACACGCGUACACCCCUACGGUCGGUGGCCAUGUCCGACUACGCACUCCGCGUCGAGUCCACCAACCCCGACGUGGUGGCGUUCGCCCCGAUGGCCGCCUCUCCGCAUCCUCGGGUCAUAGCAGUGGGUUCCGGUAAGGGGCAGCUGCUGCGCGUUUCGUUCGGCCCGCCCGACGCUUGCGGCAAACAUGAGCCGGUGGCGGUCAGCGGGGGCCGGAAAACUGUCCUGCCUACCACGCUCAGUGAAACGGCGGCCGAAGUCCAGGUGGACUUUUCUUCGUCUCCGUACUCGGUCGAACAGUUCGUUCAGAACGACGGCGGUGGUGGCGGCGGCAGUGGCGUACUGAACGUAGGACCGCCCCGCGACAAAAAGGAUCACAACAAGGACUCGUCGGGAAUGGCUGGCAUUAUAGACGAAAACAACGAUGAACCCACGGUGCAAGCUCGACACACAUAUAACAACGUCGUCAACCCUAUCACCAACAGUAUUGGGAGCACAACUGUGCAUGCCCAUAAAGUACCCUCUCAGGUCAGCCCGUUUGAACUCGGCAUGUAUACCCUGUUGGCGGCUCUGUGUUUCGCCAUCGUGGCGUUCGUCAUAUCAUGCGUCGUCUACGCAUCCAGAUACAAACAGAACUCGUUGGAAAUGCCCACUACCACAUUGAUGACAAAAUCGUUCAUGGGUAACAUGAACGGGGCUAAGGACGGUGGUGGAGGCAUCGGUGGUGGUGGAGGCAGUGCCAAACCUUUGUCAGAUGAACCGACCAUGAACGCCCACGAUUGGGUGUGGUUGGGCAGAUCAACGUUGGAACGUUCGUCCGGCAUGCUGGUACCGUCCAUGGGCAACAAAUCACACAAUAACAACAACAAUAACAACAAUAAUAACAACAACCAACAAAUCAACGAGCACAAUAUGAGAAUCAUGUCAAACCCCAUUUAUGGCGUGGACAACAACGGUAGUGGUAACAUCGGUAACCACCAGCAGCAGCAACAGCAAGUUUGCAGCAGAAAUCCUCCUCCACAGAUCAAUACUUCAACGUACAGCGUUAAGGACCGACUGUCCAAUGGCAAUAUCGUUUUCAAUAAACUAUGGAAAGUACUUCCGACACCGAACGACCAAAAUCUCGAGAAACCAGCUGACUACAGACCACCGGUACCUCCGCACAGGACACAGUUGAACAACGAGGACAACAUGAUGAUCGGCGACGACGACAAUGACGAACAAGCGCCGCCACCCCCAAAACGGCAACACCAUCACCACCAUCACCAUCACCGCAACCGCAGUCAAGGUGGUGGCAGAUCUUCGUCCAUCGCUGGCAACCAUAACAACCCUAAACUGCCGGAGAGGAACUCCGACCCGCUAUUCGUAGAGUCCUGUAACCGGAGAUCGAUGGACGUGAAACGGGCGGCAAUCAUCGGGAAUCCGAUGUUUGCCUUCGAUCCCGCGUCCGUUGACCAGAAACAUCAGAACGCCGGAGCCAGCGACACGAUCAAACUCGACGACCUAAACCUCGGCAUGGACUACAAACAGCUAAUGGAGUACUUUGACAACCUGAAAGAGUCAAACGCUUGAUUCGUCAUUGCCAACCGCAAACCCGUGUCGUUUCGCACCCCCUCCCCUGUUACCAGUAACCAAUAACCAUACACGCGCUCACACCACCACAGUGGACACCUGCACGCGGCUCAUUCGCCUUAUCCCAUCCUCGCUCCCGGCCAUCUCACUAUUUCUUCCUCUAUCUUACUGUUGCACACAAAAAGUCAAUUAAUUCAAAGGUUGUCGCUGUAUAAACUAUGUACACCCAUAUAUAAUAAAAUACUAUAAUAUUAUACAUAGGUACGCUCUAUAGUAGUUGACACCAAAAAGUUUAAAUUUCAGCUUCAGUAUUAUAUUGAAAAAGGCGUAUAACGAUGUUAGCUGUUCUCACGCUUACGGUUGUAAGGUAAACUGUAACCCAAAUUUCUACAGUAAACAUUUUAAAUUAGGUUGUUUUUGGUUGUUGGAUACAUGACGGUACCUAAUGACUAUAUUAUUAUUAUUAUUACCUAUAUAAACACGAUAUCUAUAGUCGAUACAUUAUUAGCCUUUGCUACUAAAUAUGUAUCUUCUGAAAAUUCUUUCUAAAAUAAACUUAAUUUAUUUAAAUUUAUUUACAAAAUAUAAUCUUAUAUUGAUGUUUUUAUAUAUCUACUUAAGAUUUAUUUCUCGGACUUACAUAAUGAAAAAAAAUUAACUUCUAGUUUAUAUUAUAAUAACAUGUACCUAUUCAAACAAGCUUACACAGUUUGUAUAAUAAGUUAAUACAAAAACAUUAGUUCCUUAACCUAAAUUAUUGUUAAAAAUAUUUGAAUCGCAAUAAUAUUACAGAUAGAAAAAGAAAUAAAAAUAAAAAUAGAUGAGUUGUGUUACAUCUGUGCUAAAUGAUACCUUCGUUAUUUCCUAUUUUUUUAUAUUAUAUACGACAAUUAUUAUUGCCGCUGUUAAUAAUAAUUAAGUUUCCAAUAUUUCGCUCUACACGUGUUUCUCUGAAUGUUCCUAAUUUAUUGUAUCACUAUUUUGAUAAUAUUGUUUAAGCCAUUUCCCUUUUAGAUCAAUAUUAUCAUUAACCUAAACAUUUUUGUUAAAUUUAAUUGUUGAUUAUUUUUAAUUUUUUAGUUUGUAACCUAUUAUUGCUUGCAACUUAAUUUUAUAUACUUUUGUACAUAAUAUUCAAAUCUAACAAUGUUUUUCAAUACCUUUUAAUAUCAAAAUACUAAAUUUAAUAUUUUAAUGAAUAGUUCAACGGUUGUAACUUGUACAUUUAUAUGUUAUGUAUGUAGGUUUUUUUUUAAAAACUAUGAUGGUAUUCCAUAAUGAAUUGCCCCCUUAAACUGAACAGUUACCACAGAUAUUAAUAAUUAAUAUAAUAUAUUUAAGCAAUGCCUAAUUACAAAUAAUUAUAUAAAAUAUUAUACUAAACUAAAGUCACACAUUAAUGGUGAACAUUUAUACGCACAUAUUAUAUAUUAUUCUACAAUAUUCUAAUUUAUUUAGAAAUGUAUUUUAAUCAAACGUUCAUUGUUUUAAUUUCUCUGUGCCAUUUAAAGAAAAAACAUUUGUGACAGUAUGAUGGUAUUAUUUUUUAUUUUUCUGUGAUAAUGUAAAUAGUAUGAUUUUGUUGGACAGACUUGCAUUACAGAUUUUCGGGCAUAACCUCAUCACAUGCUUCUAAACUAUUAUGACAUUUGAAAAAUGUAAUAACUAUUGUUUCAGUAGAUACCACCCAGUGCGUAUUUUGUGCACAUUGUACAAUAACACUAAUACCAAAAAAUAGGUAUAUUACCUUAUUCUACUUACAAAAAAAAACUGGGGGAAAAAACAGUUUUCGAAACUAAUCUAAAAUCAUACAGCCGUCCAUAUAUUAUAUAUGUUAUGCAAUACUUAAUAAACAAUAUCACGACAUUCGAGGGCUACCCGUUUGGACCGUCUUAGUUAAAAAAAAUAAUUAUAGUAUAUUAAUAAGUUAGAAAAUAAACACUAAUCAUUUUAAUGUUUUGAACUUAUAUAGUGCAAACAAACUACCUAUUAAAAAAAAAAAUACCUAUUAUUUCUAGUCAAAGAAUAUAUUGAUAUUAUAUUAUAUUAUAUAUGUAUAUUAUGUUUAAGUCGUAGAUCAAGUAGGUUGUAUAAAAAAAAACUAUAUAAUAUGUUGUUUGCCUUCUUUUUUGGGACGCAGAAGCUUCCACUAAUAAAUUUUUACCCGUGUUUCAUUUGUUUUGUGUAUAAGUACUUUGCGGUAAUGAUGAAGCGCAGAAACGUCGUACGCGACACAAUGAGACUGUUUUUUUUUUUGUGUAGAAUUAUUUUACUUUUUAGUAUUUUCUUUACCUUUAUUUCAUUAUUAUUAUUUUUAUUAUUUAAAGUAUAGUUUAUUGCUUUGUAAAGUAUUUUUUGAGCUCUGAUAAUUUGACUUUUUUUUUCUUCCUUUCUAUCUUUCAGUCUGUUUCUUUGUUUUUAUUUUUCAUUCAUUUUCUCUUUUACAUAAUUCGGUCAAUAACCUGUUCAAUAAAUGCCAAUGUUUUUGAAUGUUUUACCUUCAUAUGUACCGGGUUGUGGUCUGUAUUGUCCAAUUAUCUCACCAAAAUGAUAAUUUUUAUUAGAUUUUAAAGUAGAAGUAGUAGUUGACACACUACAAUUUAAGUAUUGUUAUGUUGAUGUGAGCAGAUAUUAAUUUUAAAUAAACAAUUUAUUAAACUUACUAUUGGUUUUAUUUAUUGGCUUGUUAAAAAUAAUAAAUAUUAACUAUAGUGAAGUUGUAUGACUGUUAUGACCUAUGAGUAUAAAGAUGUGUAAAUCAAACAAACUUGGGCAAUUUUAGGUUUUAAUUAAUUAUUAAUUAUACCUAUUGUUAUAAUAUUAUUAUUGCAAUAAGAUUGAUUUUAUUAUUA